AUUGGAUCACGCAGAAGUGGAUUAUCUGAGCCUUUUCAGUCAGGAUUCAGGCCUAGAUAUGCAGGGUAUAAGAGCCUGUGACCUCCUCCUCAGGCAUAGUGCCUUGAGUCAUAUGAUCCGUUUCCUUCUUGGUCCCAACCGGCAGAAUAACCAGAACCGCAGGUGGAGUUCGGCACAAGCCCGGGAAUUUGGCUUUCUCCAUAAUACUGUGGCACUGUUUGUCUUGCAUUCGGAUGUCUCCUCACAGAGGAAUGUAGCUCCUGGUUUGUUUGCUCUGCAUUCGCCCCUUAGCAUUACUACUUCAGGGCCACUCCUGGCCCUUCAUGAAGAAGUAGAAGCUUUGAUAUUCCUGUCUGAGGGGAAGCCUUAUUUAAUGGAGGUGAUGCAUGCUUUAAGGGAGCUAACUGGAUCCCUGUCGACCCUUAUUGAGAUGGUGGUCUACUGCUGCUUUUGCAAUGAGCACUUUUCCCUUACCAUGUUGCAUUUCAUCAAG
Protobothrops mucrosquamatus (brown spotted pit viper) is the source of this 493-nucleotide messenger RNA. RefSeq names its product ubiquitin carboxyl-terminal hydrolase 24-like. The annotation marks the transcript as partial. NCBI's taxonomy places the organism in Eukaryota, Metazoa, Chordata, Lepidosauria, Squamata, Viperidae. The transcript is spliced from 5 exons. The record is from RefSeq and is a predicted model, not a curated record.